This is a messenger RNA of Neurospora hispaniola, 1884 nucleotides long. RefSeq names its product alpha/beta-hydrolase. Bases 1 to 1884 code for a protein of 627 amino acids. Lineage: Eukaryota; Fungi; Ascomycota; Sordariomycetes; Sordariales; Sordariaceae. The transcript has 4 exons. Gene Ontology annotation, biological process: lipid metabolic process. The record is from RefSeq and is a predicted model, not a curated record.
AUGCCAGUUCCGUUUCUCGGGCGACUCGAUGUCACCGAGUAUGUUGCGCUUAUCGGGUCCUUCUUUCUCGUGGGAUUCGAGGCCCUCAUUCGUGUUCUGACGCUCGCCCUACCUAAUACCCUGAUUACCCUUUUCUACCGGUUAUCGAGACGACUGUUCAACAGAUGGACAACACCAGCACAGAAGCGGGCGGAGGAGAGGAGGCAGCCCGUCUCUGAAGCUGUCCGAAACGCCUCCGAUUUUGUCGAUCUCUGCGCCCUAUUCGGAUACACCGCAGAAGAGCAUGUUGUGCAGACUAAGGAUGGAUAUCUGCUCGGUUUGCACCGGUUGGCUUACAAGAAGGGCGAGGAGGAUACAAAGGUCAACCGAGGACCGAAUAGCAUCAAGAAGCGCGUUGUCUACCUACAUCACGGUCUGCUGAUGAACAGCGAGGUUUGGGUCUGUCUGACAGACGAGCAAAGGUGCUUGCCCUUUGUGCUUGUUGAGCGCGGCUUUGAUGUCUGGUUCGGAAACAACCGCGGCAACAAGUACUCCAAGAAGUCCGUCCAUUGUUCGCCCAUGUCGCAAAGAUUCUGGAACUUCUCGAUCGACGAGUUCGCCUUUCACGAUAUUCCUGACAGCAUCAGCUACAUUUUGGAGACCACGGGGCAGCCGUCCUUGUCAUACAUUGGUUUCUCUCAGGGCACAGCCCAAGCUUUUGCUAGUCUGUCCAUCCACCCGAAGCUCAACGAUCAGGUCAACGUCUUUAUCGCUCUUGCUCCAGCCAUGUCCCCGGCCGGCCUAUCCAACGGCAUUGUCGACGCCCUCGUCAAGGCAUCGCCGCAGGUGUUAUUCUUGCUUUUCGGAAGACGCUCUAUUCUGAGUUCGGCAACUAUGUGGCAAUCGAUCCUCUACCCACCCAUCUUUGCGAAGCUCAUCGACAUGGGACUCAGCUUUCUCUUCAACUGGAAGACCCAGAACAUCAGCACCUCGCAGAAGCUUGCCGCAUACCCGCAUCUUUACUCCUUCACAAGUACCAAGUCGGUCGUCCACUGGUUCCAGAUUAUCCGCACCAAGUCCUUCCAGAUGUUCGAUGACGAUGUGCAGCCCCCGCUCAUGCUAUCCACCAGCAGCAAGUACACCAAGGUCGCCAAGUAUCCCACCCGCAACAUCAAGACUCCUAUUGUUCUCGUCUACGGCGGCAUUGAUUCGCUCGUAGACAUCAAAGUCAUGCUUCGCGAACUGCCAACCCAGACGGUGGCCACCGAGAUUCCCCAUUACGAACACCUUGAUUUUCUCUGGGCCCGUGACGUUGACGCCCAAGUCUUCCAGCACGUCUUUGAUGCACUCGAAAGUUUCACCGGAGCCGAACACACAAAGGAAGAAUACGAACGCUACCGCAGCGCCCGACAUGUCAGCCUGAGCGCCAGUAACUCCUUGAGACGCUUCAAGCCCAACAAGAAUGGUGAUAGCACGGCUGUCGACAGUGACGUUAGCACUGCCGUGGCUGGGAGUGUCCAUGAUGGCGAGGAGCAAGUUAUUGAUGCCGACGAGCGCCAGGAACGGCUGGAUCAGGUUAAAGCACCGCAUCAAGCGCGUGAGAGCCCCCUUACGACUUCUGUUGGCAGCCUCAGCAGCACUCCUGGUUCCAAGCGCGGAGGCAAUAUUCUUAGGAGACCGAACUCGAGGCCGACGAGCCCCAUGUAUCCCGGGUCCUUGGAUACGCGCUUUGAGAACGGCUCGAGAGCCGAGUCGCCGUCGGACAGAAGUCCCGACUCCGAAUAUGUAGGUGCAUUACCUUCAGUUACGCCGCCCAAGAGGACUGGAACGGGCGCGAGCCAGAUGAGUCUGAACUCGCUCAGGGCUGGGAAGGGGAUCAGUCUUGGUGCUAGUGAGUCUCCUUGA